AAAAUGUUUGUAAAAGCUGCAAUCUGGAGGAACGCGCAGCAGGAUGUGGAUUUUAAUAUAACAUAGCUCUGGACUGAAGCUUCACACGAGAGAAAAUCAUGAACCUGCACCGCGGGCACCGACCACACAGCGGCGCUCUCCCUAGCAACGCGCCCGAGCUUCAGUUUACCCUAGCAACCAAGAUGGAGGACGAUCAUGUGAGAAAAACUGGAGCAAAAGGGACUGAAAAUGUCACAGAAGAAGAGAAAGAGGCUCUGCGCAUCCGAGUCGAACAGAAAACGAGCCGCGUCGCCGCCCUGGUGGCAGAAAACCACAUGUUGGAGCAGUUCCUCGGUCGUUUAGAUCCUCACGAGCUCCUCUCCGCUGAAGACCAGGAAACAAAACAUGGAGGGCGGAGCAGGUGGAGGCAGAAACCACAACCUGAACAAGAGCUGACGCUGCAACAGAAGAACUACGUCCUCAGAAGUGAAGUUCUGGAAACUCAGCAGGAAGAAGAAAAGAUGAGACGCAAAUAUGAAAGAAAAAUGGAGCAUCUCAGGGAUGUGAUGAAAGAGGCCGACGUUCGCUCUGAGGAGGUGAAGAAGACGAGGGCGGAGUUUGAACGGAGACUCGUUAAACCUCUGAAAGAAAAAAGACUGGAUCUACACGAGCCCGAGAAAGUACUGCAGUACAUCAAGGACAAGUCCAAGAUGAAUCAGAUGGAGAAGUGCAGUCUGCAGAUUCAGUCCAUGAGGGUUUACGAGAAGAAACUCCGACAGCAGCUCCAGCAGAGGAAAGACCUGGAGAAGAACGACUACAAGGAUCUUUUCCAGGACGUCCGUGAGGAGCAUCACGACCAACAUUUGGAUGAAGUUCUUGUCAACAACAUAAAAACACAGCACCUGCUUAAUUCUUAUAAGGACAAACUGCAAAGAGCCACGAGGGAAUUAUCAAACAUCGAGAGAGAGAUCGCAGAGAAGGAGCAGAAGUCGCUGAGGCUGGAGGAGAGAGUUCGACUCGCGCAAGACGAAUGUUUUCAAGCCCAAAUUCUUAACGAGCGCCUGCGGAGCCAGAUCGCGGAGUACGAGGCCCCCGACACCACCGAGUACAUGCUGAUGAAGGAAAAACACAGGAAGCUCCAGCAGAGUAUCCUCACGUGGGAGCGCAGGGCCGGGGCUGCUGAGACGGCCUUGAAAACGUACGGUAAGUCGUGGACCAAACCAAGAGCCACUUUGACUCCAGUGAACAGCGCCGAGACUCGGGCGUGGAGCGGAGGAGGGCGGGGCUCCGUGAAGCUUCCAGACAUCGCAGAACAUAAAGAGAUUACGACGAAUAAAAAUAUAAACAUGUGAAAACACAAGAACACACACUAGUGGUCCAAAGACUCAUUCAAAGCUUUUUUCUGUCUUUAUUUUUACAACUUUCUACAUUUUAUUCACACAGAAAAUGUCAAAUAAAUGAAGUAAGAUCUGUGGAAAAACUAAAUUUAAAUAUUUUUUGUACUAUUUUAUA
This is a messenger RNA of Periophthalmus magnuspinnatus, 1491 nucleotides long. RefSeq names its product coiled-coil domain containing 113 (gene cfap263). NCBI's taxonomy places the organism in Eukaryota, Metazoa, Chordata, Actinopteri, Gobiiformes, Gobiidae. The transcript has 8 exons. Gene Ontology annotation, biological process: cilium assembly. The record is from RefSeq and is a predicted model, not a curated record. Gene Ontology annotation, cellular component: ciliary basal body; axoneme. Bases 99 to 1331 code for a protein of 410 amino acids.